CACUGAGACCUCCCUCCACCGGUAACAACCGCCUGCACCUGUUCCUGCAAUCACGGCCGAUAGCCUUCUAAACAUUGGAGUCAUGGGCCAGGCAGCGACCGCCCCGGCGCCGAAAUCCUUUCGCUUCCUGGAUCUGCCAACGGAACUCCGCCUCGAGGUCUACGAACGCACUCUGCAAAUCAAGCACCAUAAGAUCAAUAUACGCCGAGGCCCGACUCACCAUGGAACCUUGCUCGCCCAGGAGUUCGACGCCGCGCGCCAUACAGGAUAUGUCACAUUGAUCAUGCGCCCGAUCCCAGUCGCCUUGCUGCGAACUUGCAAGCUUGUCUACGAAGAGGCUCACGCCAUUCUCUACAGGUCUCUCCGAAAUGAGAUCGUCGCUGAUAAUUGGUCGUCGCCCCGCAUGCUGGUCGAUCCCCGAGCCCUGCACAUGGUGGCACUGAAGCACGGAAUCGUCCAAGGAGCCUAUGAGUGGCGCGAAGAAUUGACGAGGAAUCGCUAUGCGGAUUUCAGUAGCUUCCUAGCGAUACAUGGAUAUGCAGAUGCCUACAAGGAAGGCGACCAGUCCGCUGUCGAGAAGAUCUUCAGCUUCAUAGGGCAGGCCGGACGGCUUUUACACCUCGUCUCCGAGCAUGUUGAGGGGCCCGGACACCAGGUAUCCCCCCGACGACCGCUUAUGAUGAUAGCUGUUCGGGCUCUUCCUACAGACAACGCCCGGUUGCACGAGCGUGAGGUGCGCCUCUCAGCGCGUGCCCUUCAUUGCGCGCUGCGCCUAGAGGACGCGCCUUUGCUGUCGUGGGCAAAACAUGUACAGCUGCUAUGGGACCGUCAUGAUUUGACCUUUCCAGAGGUGAACAGAAGUAAGUGGCUCAAGGAGAUGUUCCAAAUGAACCUCUCAGGCGUUGGGUUACGCAAGCGUGACAUUCUAGCAGAGGAGUGGGAGAAAGACUGGGCAGAGCGGAGCUGAUAGCAAUCUCGGAGGUUCAAUUAAGCAAUGAGGUAGAUUAGGCUGGGUGGCAUCGGGAGACUAAUGUGGAAGUCGAGCAUAUGGGGGUGUCGCACCCGUUUACGGCGUCUCCUUCGUCCAUGCGUGCCACCAAUCCGCCGAAGAAAGUUAC
Trematosphaeria pertusa is the source of this 1118-nucleotide messenger RNA. RefSeq lists its product as uncharacterized. The record is from RefSeq and is a predicted model, not a curated record. NCBI's taxonomy places the organism in Eukaryota, Fungi, Ascomycota, Dothideomycetes, Pleosporales, Trematosphaeriaceae. The transcript has 2 exons. Bases 83 to 967 code for a protein of 294 amino acids.